This is a messenger RNA of Talaromyces proteolyticus, 1107 nucleotides long. RefSeq lists its product as uncharacterized. NCBI's taxonomy places the organism in Eukaryota, Fungi, Ascomycota, Eurotiomycetes, Eurotiales, Trichocomaceae. The transcript is spliced from 3 exons. The coding region runs from base 1 to 1107 and encodes 368 amino acids. The record is from RefSeq and is a predicted model, not a curated record.
AUGGUCACAGAAACAACCACUGGAUACACCCAAAUCGAACUUCUCACGUUGUCCGGCCCAGAAUACCGGCGAGUGUCAACUAAUCCUCCUCGGCCUCCCACAGAAGACGAAAUUCCUAUCAUUGAUUUGACACCUAUCGACGGUGACCUCGAGAGUCGCAAGGAAUUAGCUAUGAAGAUCAGAAAGGCGGCUCAGAAUACUGGGUUCUUCUACAUCAAAAACCAUGGCAUUUCCGAUAAUCUGAUUGAAAGGGCUUUAUCCCAGGCCAAGGCCUUUUUCGCGCAGUCGGAUGCGGAAAAGGAUAAAGUGUCCUUUCGCAAGUCGCAAAUAGCAGAGGGAUAUCAUCAGGUGGGAAGCACGCAAAUAAAUCAUAAGGAGUCAAGAGAUAAUAAAGAAACGUUUUCCAUUCGAUAUAAUCCAGAAUACGAUCCCACUGUUGCCAACCCAGAUCAUCUACUCGCGAAUAAAGCCUACUCUUACGGAGGCGACGGCUUCCUAUGGGAUGGUACAAGUCAUCUUCCAAAGUUUCGUGAGACAACGAUCGAAUUCUGGGAACGUCGUCUCACGCUUGCACGUAAAAUGGUGUCCAUCUUUGCUCUUGCACUGAAUUUACCCGAGGAUUACUUCAACGAAAUGAUCACCCAUCCUGGAGCAGAUGGACUGUAUAUACACUAUCCUGGAACUGGUGAUACAGAAACUAAUGUGGAGCUGACAAAACAAGUCGACGCUGGUAUCGGGUCUCACACGGAUAUACAGUGCUUAACUCUGCUGUGGCAAGAUAUGUCCGGCGGCUUGCAGGUUCUGUCCGCUAGUGAUGAGUGGCUGGAUGCUCAGCCUAUUCCGGGGACACUGGUGGUGAAUAUUGGUGACUUCUUGCAGAGGUUGUCUAACAAUACUUUCAAGUCUACCGUUCACAGGGUGCACAAUCGACAAACUACCUCACGCUACUCAAUGCCGUUCUUUCUAGGGUUCAAUCCGGAUGCAAUUUGUGAGGUUGUCCCAUCUUGCAUUGACGAGGAGCAUCCAGCUUUGUAUGAUCCUAUUUCCUGCGGUGAGUGGCACCGUUCUCGACUUGCCCUGGCUCAAAGGCAGAUCAUAGUAAAAUGA